This is a messenger RNA of Cherax quadricarinatus, 3399 nucleotides long. Lineage: Eukaryota; Metazoa; Arthropoda; Malacostraca; Decapoda; Parastacidae. The record is from RefSeq and is a predicted model, not a curated record.
GCUGGCCAACGGUACGCUGCUGUUCCUGCCGUUCUCCAGUGAGGCGUUCAGGGGAGCGGUACACUCCACGGCGUACCGCUGCAGGGCGUCGUCUGCGGCAGGUACAGUGCUCUCCAGGGACACCCACGUCAGAGCAGUGGUUGAGCAGUACUUCGAGGUGCAGGUGUACAACCAGUACGUGCUGGAGGGCAACGCUGCAGUGUUGCACUGCAAAGUUCCUCCAUUCGUCAAGGACUUCGUUACCAUCACCUCCUGGACACAAGGUCACAGCAACUACUAUCCGUCCCACAACGCUGAUGGUCGCAUACAGAUGGUGUCUACGGGCCAGCUGGUUGUUCGAGAUAUUCGCUCGUCUGAUUCCCAGCUGGCGUUCCGCUGCCGAGCUGUGCACACUCUCACGGGAGCCACCCAUGAAUCCGCGAACGCUGCACGGAUUUACGUCACUGACCCAAGGAGUGAGUCAGCUCCGAGAAUACCAGAGAUGGAGUCUAUAGUGAGAGUGCAGCGAGGUGCUACCGCCACCCUCCUCUGCCCUGCCCAGGGACACCCCACACCCACCAUCACGUGGUACCAGCAAGGAAGUGGCGUGGACAUCCCCCUUGGCGUUGCUGGUGCUGCUGGUGGACGUCAGACGUCCAGGAUGAAGGUGUCUGGUCCCGUCUUCACCUUGAUGGCCACUGAGGACAUCGACGCCGGCACUUACCGCUGCUACGCCAACAACACCGAAGGCGUCGCUGUUUUACAAGUGGAGCUGGAAGUCCUGUCUGCACUCUCAGUUCGAGUCACGCCUCCGUCGUUAGUAGUAGACGCAGGGGCUGCUGCCCACUUCACCUGUGUUAUCUCAGGAUCACCGGUCAACCAGGUGACGUGGUUGAAGGAUGGGAGUAUCCUGCGUCCAGGGGCGCGGGUGAGGAUGCCAGACCGGCGAGGGCGUGUGCUGAAGAUCGAGGGCGUAGGUGUGGGCGACAUGGGCGUGUACCAGUGCCGAGCUGAGGGCCACCACGACUCUGCCUUGGGCACCUCAGUUCUCACUCUUGGAGAUACUCUCCCAGUCCUCAAGUACCGGUUCAUCGAGCAGACGCUGCAGCCAGGACCUUCUGUGAGCCUGAAGUGUAUCGCCUCUGGGAGUCCCACUCCUUCAGUGACAUGGACGCUAGACGGCUUCCCUGUCAAGCACUCCGACAGGCUGGUGCUGGGACAGUACGUCAGCGUGGACGGGGACGUCAUCUCGCACGUCAACGUCAGUAACGUUGCGUCAGUGGACGGUGGCUUGUACCGCUGCUCCGCCACCAACACCGUCGGUACAGUGGACCACGCUGCCAGGCUCAAUGUUUACGGAGUGCCAGUGGUACGACCAAUGGAUGACGUCAGUGCUGUUGCAGGAGAAAGACUCGUACUGACCUGUCCGGUCGGUGGAUACCCCAUACACUCUCGUAUCUGGUUAAAAGAAGGUGUGCAGCUUCCCGUGAGCCGCCGCCAGGUGGUGCACAACAACGGGUCUCUUGUGAUAGACAACGUACAGAGAGUGACGGAUGCCGGCACGUACUCCUGCACCGCCUCCGCUAGGCAUGGGGACAAGAGUACUCAGUCUGUCCAAGUCAAGGUGCUCGUGCCGCCCAGGAUAGGACCGUUCACCUUCAGAGAGAAUUCAGCAGCUGGUAUCCGCGUCUCCGUGAGCUGCAGCCUCGAACAGGGCGACUUACCGGUGACUAUCCGUUGGCUGAAAGACGGCGAAGUGUUGACAGCUGACCCCCAGGGAGCUGUCAGCCCUCACUGGCCAGGUCUACAGGCUCGACUGGACGUCGACGUGCGUUUCCUGGACGCAUACUCCAGCCUGCUGGUAAUACCUAAGCUGAAUGCCGCCCAUGCAGGCAACUACACAUGUCAGGCAACCAAUGCCGCCCGCACCGUCUCCUACACUGCCCCCCUCACCGUCAGCGUGCCACCACGCUGGGUAUCAGAACCUGAGGACCAGAGUGUCACAAGAGACGGCGAUGCUCUUAUAAAAUGCCAAACUGAAGGUUUUCCUCCUCCCAAAAUCAUAUGGAGGAAGGCCCAUGGUGCUGCUCCAGGAACGUACAGAGACCUGAUGGGAAAGAGUGGAAUGCAGCAGCUAAGUAACGGCUCCUUACUCCUCACACAAGUCACAAAAGAAGCCGAGGGUCGCUACCUCUGUGAGGCAACCAAUGGUAUUGGAGCUGGUCUCAGCAAGGUCGUCCAGGUCACUGUUAACGCUCCUCCUAGGUUCAACCUGAGGGGUACCAACGUGAGUGUGGGUACAGGGGGUCACGCUGUGCUGCGAUGCCCAGUCACAGGGGACCAGCCCAUGAAGGUCUCCUGGCACAAGGAUGGUAGAGUCAUCACUCCCUCAGAGUCUUACAGGCACGAACUGCGAGAGACCACUGCGGGCGGCGUGGGCGGGCGUGCGGGCGUGGGCGAGGAGGAGCGUAUUCUGGAGUUGAUGAUCACGAGUGUCAUACCAGAGGAUGGUGGUCAGUAUGUUUGUACCGCUAACAACGAUCAUGGUCACGCCUCCACCACCGUCACCCUCCUGGUGCAAGAGCCUCCAGAUUUGCCACGGUCUCUGCAUGUGGUGGACAAAGGUUCUCGACACGUGCGCCUGGCUUGGGAGGUGCCUCAAGACGGCAACUCACCUAUCACCAAGUACACCCUCCGGUACACACGUCUGGGAGACUGGCAACAACAACAGCAGCAACAGCAGCAACAGCAGCCCCCACCGCAGCAGCAGCAGACGCUGCAGAUACAGCAGCAACAGCAGCAAGAACAAGAGGUUGAGGUGACGGUGGGAGGCCACGAGACUGAGGCGACGAUAGAGACACUUACGCCAGCCACACAGUACUUGUUUACACUCUACGCUCACAACGCCAUGGGACCCUCAAAGCCCUCAGAGGCGCUGCAGGUGACGACGGAGGGGGAGGCCCCUGGAGGACCCCCGAGAGAUGUGGAGGUGACGGCCGUGUCCUCAACCACCCUGAAGGUAUCGUGGUCACCUCCCGACGCCUCCGUCAGGCACGGCAGGAUCCUCGCCUACUACAUCGGCUACGGACACACAGGCAUAUCCAGCGACCAGUACAAGAUCGUUACCGUGGAAGCAGAGAACUGGCCUGUUUCAUCAUCUUCGAGUUUGUCUUCAUCGUCGCCCACGUCGCCGUCUUCAGGAGGGUGCUGCUCAGCGCUAGUGACGGAGCUGACGCCCUACACUGAGUACGUGGUUGAGGUGCAGGCAGUCAACACUCAAGGGGCCGGGCCCUCAGCGGUCCCUGUAACUGCAACUACGCUCGAAGACGGUAAGAGCUAGGCUUGUGUGGUACUUGGGUAUACAUGGGGAGUACACUGGGCACGCAGAUAGCGGUAGACUUUAUAGUACACUUCGAGGUA